AGGCUAUGAUCCUGAUGCUGGUGAAAUGCAGCUGUUCUGCCCUCUAGUGGACAUGAUAUGUAAGUACAACCAGUAGUUUUCUACACUUCCACUGCAACCCUACCACUACUACUACUACUGCUGCCACUACUACUACUACUACUGCUACUCAUAAUAAUAAUACUACUACAACUACUACUACUACUACUAAUAAUAAUAAUAAUAAUCAGAUGAAGCAUAAAAAUACAAAUAAAAUCACAGAAGAGAAGAUAAUUACUUGUUUUAAAACUUUACAAAGAUAAGAUCAAAAUUAAAGGGUUAGUUCACACAAACCACAAAAUGAACAUUUUAUAACUUUGUUUUUUUCAGGUCAUUCAGGUAGUUUUUGGAUAAAUUUGUGAAAGUUGAGAUUUCCUCACUGCAGACAGAAAAUGUUAAACAGAUUCAAAGACACGGUUUCCUUUUGAAGAAACAAGAAGUGAUGAUGAAAUAAUAAAAAAACUCUUUGCAGAUAGUCAGAGAAUUUGAGUUUUGCCGCAGAGGCAUAGCAACAAGUUUAGACGAUUAAAAGGAGGGAAAUAGAACAAAGAAAUGAACGAUACGAGAGUUUAACUUGGAUUUGAGAGCAGAGACCAAACAAAGCUUUUCAAUUCUAUCUACUGGAGGUAAAGAUGGAUGAAUAUAAACUGAGGUUGAAACACAAAUACUGUUCUCCUUUCUACAUCUCCAUCACCUAAAGAUGUUUUCCAGGUUAUUGUAAACUUUGUAGACCGAGACAAAGACUGACUUUGUGAGCAGAGGAGUGACCUGCUGGCUAACACUGUGACACAGAUUGUCUCCGUCCAGAGUCACACUGGGAUGGAUGAACUCGUCCUGUGGGAUCACCAUCGACUGUGACACACAUGUGAUCAUCACACGCCUGCCGGGGUCGACAACACUGACGUGACACUACUCCACUUCCCCACAAACACACAGAGGGGUUAGAGUGAAAAGGUAAGAGCGGAGGAGGCUCUCUCAGUCUGCUCCACUUUGAGUUUGUAAAUGUCAGAAUCAGAGACGAAGACUUUGAUUAAAUUGUUGGUGAAUUAUCGAUCGGAUAACUUACUCCCCUCUAAUGAAGCUGGCCGUAGCCCGGAGCUGUGAAUAAAUUGUCUGUGUUGCUGUGUCACGCACAAGAGCUAAAGUGGGUGAACACACUGACACACAUUUCUGCACGUGGAGCAUCAACCGUCUGAACUUCAGGCCAUCAGGCAGAAAUUACAGGCUUCAUUUCUCUGCAGGAGUAAAAACUAGAGGACACACACGCUGACGUCUUUGAUUAUCUCUGUUUAUGUAGAUUAUAUGGACCAUGUGCAUUAUGGGUAAUGUGCAGUAUACAGUCUAUGGUCAUUGGUGCGUGCUUCCUCUGAGUUUAGUUCCUCAACGUCAGCAGCAGCAGGAAGAGACUCUGAGAAAAUACAUUUCCAUUCUGUCCUUAAUGUAUCUGAUCUCAGCAAGUCUGACCUACUUCACCUCAUUAUAUGACUCAGACUGAACCGUAGGGGAAUGGACAGAUAUAAAACUGUAUAGAUGUCAAACUGUACAGAUAUUAAACUGUAUAGAUAUAAAGCUAUGAAGAUAUCAAAUUGUAAAGACAUAAAACUGUAUAGAUGUCAAACUGUACAGAUAUAACACUAUAUAGAUGUAUAACUGAACAGAUAAAAACCUGUACAGAUAUUAAACUGUAUAAAUGUAAAACUGAAUAGAUGUAAAACUGUACAGAUAUAAAACUAUAUAGAUGUAAAUCUGUAUAGAUGUAAAACUGUACAGAUAUAACACUGUACAGAUAUAAAACUGAACAGAUGUAAAACUAUAUAGAUGUAAAACUAUAUAGAUGUAAAACUGUCCAAACAUAAAUCUGUACAGAUGUCAAACUGUAUCAUACUGCAUUGAAUUCUCACUAUCGUAUUGUAAACUAUUAUAUCAUAAUGUAUCAUAUCAUAUCACAUCACAUUGUAUAGUAUUGCAUCAUAUCAUACUACAUCACGUGGUUUCAUAUUGUAUCAUAACAUAUUGUAUUGCAUCAUGUUGCAUCAUAUCAUAACUUAUUGAUUUAUAUCAUAUUGAAUUGUAAACAUAUCGUUUCCUAUCAUAUUGCAUUGAAUCAUAUAGCAUCAUAUCUAAUUCAUCAUAUUUCAUCAUAUUGUUGUAUAUCACAUUGUGUCGUAAUGAAUUGUAUCAUAUUGCUGUCAUGAACCAGAGCACAGACUGGAGGACACAACGGCACGACACAAAUUCAGUCAAACAGACAGAGUUUAACAAAGUUCAGGCAAAGGUCAGUGAGUUCAGGCAGAGGGAUCAAACAACGUGAGGCAAAAGGUAAGAUCUGAAAAGGCGGGUAAAGGUGAUACUAUGAAUAAACGCUGGAAUGAGACAAGAAGUGCAACAAACUGAUGACGAGACGGUGAGACAAAAUACAAAAGGAAACGAGGGUGAUGAGAAACAGGUGAGGAGACACAAUCAGGCCGCAGGUGUGACGAGACGGGGGCGGGGCAGACCAGACAGAAACAAGAGUUAGUGAAAUACAAAAUAAAACAGGAAAUGAAACAAACAGGAAUGUGCAAAAAUAAAAGAGAAACUCGACUGACGUGACAGUUGAGUUUUACCACACAAUAAUGAAUUCUAUCACAUUGUAUUGAACUGCACCAUAUCAUAACAUUUCAUAUUGUAUCGUAAUGCAUUGUAUUGACUUGACUUGUAUUGCUGUAUUGUAUCGUAUAUCACAUUGUGUGUAUUUGUAUGAAGCGACUCUGGUGAAAGAGUUUUUAGAGGCAGCAGACCCAGAGGUCGUCAUCAGACAGUCAGUUUAAUUUAGUGUACGUACAUGUACACUCAGAUUUAUGAUUGACCAAUCAUCUCCACCUACAGACAGAUUUAUCACGUCCCAGCUGUUCCUCACCCCUCCGGUCUCCCAGUCCACAGCUGUCUGAGCGUCCCCCGCUGCCUCCUCCCCUAAUCAAUGUCAUGCACCGAGCAUUAAUACCCAAGGAUAGGAAAGUCACUAUCAAAGUCACGGUAGUCAUGGAAACAACCCGGGUCUGUUUCCACCCACUAAUCGAUGAGGUUGUGUGUGCAUGGCCAGGAGGACCCCCUGUCCCACAUUCAGACACAGACCCCCUGAUCCUCCACAGCAGGACGGAGAGAAAGCCGGGCUGAGCGAGGACGCAGGAGAGGAAGAGCGAGAAGAGAUGAAGAAAGAAGUGGAUCAGAGCGUGAGGAUGAUGUUUGUGGCUCUGUGUGUGAGUCUGCAGGCGGCGGCGGCGGCGGCUGCAGGUGAGUUCCUGUUCAGAGAUACUUUGACAGACUUCAUCAAACACAAAACCGUAUUUCACCGAUUAUUGUGGACUGAUGAACUCAUGUUUGAGACGAGCUCACUUCAGCAUGAACAUCCGUUUCCUCUGAGAGUGGAGGCCUGAGGCCGUGUUGUAAAUAAGAGUCUGAUUUUGCUUCUAAACUGGGAAAAGUAAUUAUAGAGGAGCGUCUGUUCAUGAAAAGAGAGAGAGUCCAGAGUAUAAAAAGACGCUUCAUGACCAUAAAACCAUGACACUGCUGUGGGGGGGUUAAUGUUUGUGGAUGAUUUAAAAAUUAUCUGUGAAAAAAGGAUCAUUAGGACUGUGUAAGGACUUCAGGAUUUCUGUUUUUGUUAAAAGGAAGUGACAGCAGUGGCAUUUUGAAAACUUGGAUUUAGCUUUCAUUGGAUAUGCAGACAGAAACAGUCCCGUCUGUAUCAGGGGUUAAUCAUCCACAUUCUUAAACAUGGUUUUAGGCCAAAACCCCAUUUAGACAAUCUGCCAUGAAAAAAAAAGUAUAAAUAGUUUGUUUUUCGUGUCCCCUCAGUCACCUGACCUGAGACUGGAAACUAAAAAUCAAACAUCGAUGUCGUUGGUUUCAUCCCUUUUUGUCUCGUUUGUCUUCGUAGUUCAUAAAAGUGCGUCUCUGUAAAUUUCUGUCUGUCUCAGCACAAAUUAAAAACUCCUCGUACCGGAUUAAAAGUACCAACAAGAAGUUUGUAAAGUUGAUGAAAAAAAGCCUGAAACCAGUUUGAGGGGGCAGGUGUUAGCCAAGCAGCCGAAGAAUGAGAUGUUUGGUGAAUUGCUGUAAAUUUCAUAUAAUUCUUGUAUGGUGCUCGGGCUUUGGAAAGGGAUGUCCCAAUACGAUAUUGAUAUCAGAUAUUGGUCUAAUAUCAGCAAAAAAAAAAAAGAAUAUUGGAUUAUGUCGGCUUGCAUCUAAAAUCUCCAAUAUCAGCACUCAAAUCCAAGCAGUCCAUUCCAGACUCCGCUCCAGAACCUCUAUCUAUCAGCAUGCAGAACCCACGUAAUCACAACAACAGUGUUUCUGCAAGACAUUGCAGAUGAGUUCAAGACUUGUCAUGCACAAUUGUGUGCCAAUAUCGGAUAAAUAGCUAAAUGAUAAACACUAAAUGAUAAAUUUGAUCAUCAGGUCGGCAGGAUGAGUAGCUACUUAAAGCUCCUAUGAGGACAUUUUUGUUUGUGUGUAUUUGGCGCCCCCUUUUGGACAAAGCUAUUUUUGCCUAUUUUUUUCCUCGUCUUCUGAUUAGCGUGAAAACAUAAAAAUGAUCAAUCUUGUUGAAAAUGAUCUUGAUAGCUUUUUCAAAUUGUUGUAAAAGCUGCUCACAAGAGCAUUAAGAACAAGAGUGCAGAGACUUCUUUGUCCACAGGGGGCGCCAAGGUUGACACAAACAGAAACUUCCUUCUAGAAGCUCUAAAUAAUAAAACUCUUCACUUAUAGAGCCUGAUUUGGUAAUUUCAGUCAAAUAAAGCGUUUAAAAACAUGUGUAAAUCAUCCGUGUUGGAGCUUCCCUCCUUUUUCUUUCCACUCCUGUGAAAAUAAAAAACCCUCGACUGAUUCAUUAUUUCUGGCCUGAAACGUCGUCCUUGGUCCAGACGGUGAUUUAAAGGGAACAUCUCGACUCUCAGGCUGGGUUUGGGUCUCGUCGUUCCGGGAAAGGAAGUGCCAAAUAUUAAACAUGACUCAGAAAGAGGAAGCACACUGAGCUUCUGUGAAUCAGGGUUACAGUUAUAGAGCAGAGGAUGGGUGGAGGAGGGGUGGUGGUGGUGGUGGUGUGCUACAACCGCCUCAGCUGAGACAGAGCUCUAAUUAAACGUGACCCACAAUCCUUCAUUAUCCAGACAGCGUGUGCAGCUGGACCGAUCAAUGGCAUGGAUUUCUAUGAUACUGGUUCACUUCUGUCCGCUCCAGUAAAUUAAUCCAAGGCAGCUUCAGGACAUCAGCUCUGGGAGUCCUCCUUUAAUCUCACUUUCUAAUAAUCUGUUCAUCCUGUUCUCACUCCAUACAGGGAAAGCCGAUGGGGCCCAGGGUGGAGGCAGCGGCGGCGGCGGCGGGGACACCAUCAGCCACUCUGUGACCAUCGUGCAGCGUCUGGAGGCCCUGCUGGUUCAGGGGAACGGCAGCGACAUUUCCCUCAGGGUGGAGACGCCAAACGCGGACGAGGUGAAGGUGAUCCAGGUGCACUCGCUGGUGCUCUCGCUGCAGAGCCCCGUGUUCGAGGAGCUGCUGCUGAGCCGAAACAGCAGCACGCUGGUCCUGAAGGAGAGCUCCGACUGCGCCGCCGUGUUCGACAGGUUCAUCAGGUGAGAGGAAAGGGGAAAACAUCCACUCGCUAGAGUUAGAGCGCCCUCCAGAGGGAUGAACUCCUCAGCUGCAGCCCUGAGACAACCAAUCAGUGUUGACUUUAGUGUCAAACAAAUUGAUUAACCAGUGAACCGCUGGGUUCUCCUGCGGCGCAGCAGUCAGUGAGACGACAUGGAGCCGACUCUGCAGCAGCAAUCAAUAAAAAAAGAUCUAUUUUUAUCCCAGAUGUUAAUGAGGACGAUAAAAGCUGAAGGAAAACACAAAAGCACAUCUGCUCUUUACCAGAUGGAGAAAAUCAUGUCUGACCAUGUGGUUCAGCUCUGAAAACAAACACCUGAAGAAGACUGAGAGGAACACGACUCUUUACAGCCGCAUGAACACGAUAUUAGAUAUGAAGAACCAGCCUGGUUCAUCUUAUUUCUUUGUUUACUUUUCUUUUCAAUCAUAUUUUUUGACCUUUUUGUUUUUUAAGGUAGGACGGCUGAAGAGAGAGGAUAUGUGGGGAGGACAGGAAGUAAAGGGUCAUGGUAUCUGGCUUAGAGGUUCAGCUCCAACAUGGUUGAACUCAUUAUAGGUGAAGUGUUAAAGGUCAAACAGCAGGUUCACCCCAAAUUUCCACCGCAUCCGGAACGGCUACAACCCGAAAUGGCGGCUAUUUUCGCCGUCCGUCAAUUCCCACCUGAUCCGUUGGUGAGGCAAAUUUCAUGGUGGAUUACAGACAGCAGGAAUCACAAGAACUCACAAGAAUCCGCGGAUUCACGUGCAAUCGCGUGUUGACCUGCGCUCGAAUUAUUGAAAAAACUAGUUCGCACAUCUGUGAAGGCUCCAUCAAUGCUGAACUUUAUCUCCAGGUUUGGGAGUUUCAGGACUCUGUAGUUGGAGUCACCGCAUGGGCGCAAUAUCACUUAUUCGUGAAUUGUCCUGAGGUCUGAUGGAUCAAAAUCUAACACUCUUUUGGAAAGGACAACUGGACUUACAAGGAAGUCCAGUUGUCCUUUCAACGAAGAACUGGAAAUCAUAGAUGCUGCAUCCUCAAUUUUAAGCAUAACUCCCAAUUUCCACUGCAUCUGGAAUGGCGUCAAUUUUCGCUGUGCACCAAGGGCAAAUUUCGGACAGCAGGAAUCGUGAGAACUCACAAGAACCUGCGGAUUCAAGUGCAAUUGCAUGAUAACGACUUAACUCUAUAGACAGCCACAUAGACAUAAAAGCAGUAGAUUGUGUCCUUCCAGAGGAGGAAAUCUACUGCUAGACUUCUAGAAUCAGCAUCUCCUCAUCCAUGGUGUCAUCGGGGUGAAAUGACGUCUAAAAACCUUUCACUUGUUCGUCUCCGCCCGUUUGCAUGGUGUGAAAUACGAUCCUCCUGAAACACGGAGUGUUUUAUUUUGAAAAGAAGCCGGAUGUUUUAUUUUGAAAAAAUAGAACUCAUGCGAUCAGCUGUGGAGUCCAGCGAUCCACAAUGGAAUGGAAAUUGGCACAUCGAGUGGUUACAAUCAGCUAUGAUCGGCUGAUACAGCCUUUCGUAGUCGUUCCGGAUGCGGUGGGAUUUGGGGGUCAGACUCAGCGGUCUCAUUUUGGUGUCUCACGUUCCUCUUCGUCUCUUCAAACAGGUACCUUUACUGCGGCGAACUGUCUCUUCGUCUGGAACAGGCUAUAGCUCUGCACAAACUGGCCACUAAGUACCAAGUGAUGGUCCUCCAGCAGGGCAUCACCCAGUACAUGACCCAGAACCUGGCCCGGGACUCUCCCUCGGGUCACGUGGCGGGCUGGUAUGAGUACGCCCUGCAGGCCGGAGACCUGACCCUGAGGGACAGCUGUCUGCUCUACAUGGCCUGGAACCUGUCGUCGGUUCUGCAGAGCGGAGAGUGGGUGGGCAUCAGCAGCCAGCUCCUCAUGACUCUGCUGCAGCGCUCUGACCUCAUCCUGCAGAGCGAGAUGGAGCUGUUCGCGGCGUUGGAGGCCUGGAUCAUCCAGAACGAGCCCGACGGUCUGACGGCCGAGAACGCUUUAAGAGCCGUACGCUACGCCAUGAUGCCUCCACGAGAGCUCUUCCGCCUGCAGACGCAGUCGAUGAUCCUCGCACGCUAUCAGGAGUCGGUGCGAGACCUGCUCUACAUGUCCUACCAGUUCCACUCGGCGUCCCCGCUCAGCAUGGCGAAGUACUUUGACGUGAACUGCAGCCUCUUCGUGCCCAGGAACUACCUGUCCUCGGUGUGGGGGUCACCGUGGAUCAUCAACAACCCGACACGGGACGACCGCAGCACCAGCUUCCAGACCCAGCUGGGACCCAGCGGACACGACUCCAGCAAGAGAGUGACCUGGAACGCCCUCUUCUCGCCACGCUGGUUACCCCUCACCAUGAGAUCCAUGUACACGGAAACCGGCGCCAUGCAGCCGACUCGUGUGGAAGGAGGACGCCCUCGCAUCAUCAUCACACCGGCUACGUCCAGCGCGGAUUUUGCCGGCGUGAACUUCCAGAAGACGGUGCUGGUGAUGGCUCAGCAGCAGGGGAACGUGGUGGUCAAACACGUCUACAACUUCCACCAGAGCACGGAGGAGAACGGCGAUUUCCUGGCCGAAGCCGAUCUUUACCGCCGGACAUCGGAGUACCUCAUCGACAGCUCCCUGUACCUCCACAUCAUCGUGAAGCCGAUGUACCAGACCCUCAUCAGCACCAAGAACUGACCCUUCAAACCCCCAUCAGAGCCACCGUACCUCAACUCACGAUCCGACCCCCCUGAGCGCCAUCUGCUGGAUCACAGGGACGUGGAUCUGAACCCUCCUCCUCAUAUGUGUGACGUUUGGAUCAGUUUUCUUUAAUACCGUUCGUCUGUUUUUAUCUGGAAACUCACAAACCAAAACCAGACUGUCUGAACGUCUUUCAGUCAGGAAAUCAGGAAAAAUCUGGUCUUUAUAUAUAAGUUAUAAUAAAAAUAUUAUAACUUUAUUCCUGUUAUAUGUUUUCAAAUCCUUGUAACUUUAUCAUGACUUUAAUCCAGUAUAAUAUUCUGACUUUAAUCUCAUAAUUCGACAUCUUAAUUCUUGUCUGCAUGAUAUCGUUACACUAAAACUCUGUUUCUGCUCCUUUUACCAAAAGAUGCCCAAAAUGAUUCAAACACAAAUUAACCUGAGCUGAAAAAUAAGAUUUUAUUACGUCUAAGAAAAGUGAACUAAAUCCUGUAACUUCAUGAAUAAAAAGACAUGCACAGUCGCUGGUUUAAAGGUGCAUUUCGUCAGGAAUUACU
Messenger RNA from Xyrichtys novacula (pearly razorfish), 8873 nucleotides. Lineage: Eukaryota; Metazoa; Chordata; Actinopteri; Labriformes; Labridae. The record is from the annotation of a GenBank genome assembly.